Molecule: messenger RNA, 1695 nt
Organism: Diplodia corticola
Lineage: Eukaryota; Fungi; Ascomycota; Dothideomycetes; Botryosphaeriales; Botryosphaeriaceae
Product: zinc cadmium resistance protein
Exons: 4
Coding region: 1-1695 (564 amino acids)
Biological process (GO): intracellular zinc ion homeostasis; zinc ion transmembrane transport
Cellular component (GO): membrane
Molecular function (GO): zinc ion transmembrane transporter activity
Source: RefSeq, a predicted model, not a curated record
AUGGGGCUCUCCAAAACCACCCGCAUCUCCAUACUGCUGGGGAUUGAUAGCGCUUUCUUCUUCCUGGAGCUCAUCGUCGGCUAUUCCGUCCACUCGCUGGCGCUGGUGGCGGACUCCUUCCACAUGCUCAAUGAUGUGCUUUCCCUUUGCGUUGGUCUUUGGGCUGUGCGAGCCGCCAAUGCAACGAACCAUUCGCGAAUGUUCACCUACGGCUUCCAACGCGCCGAGACUCUCGGUGCCCUGAUCAACGGUGUUUUCCUCGUCGCUCUGUGCCUGUCCAUCUUCCUCGAAGCCAUCCAACGUUUCGUCGAGCCGCAGGAAGUCGGAAACCCUCGACUUGUUCUGAUUGUCGGAUGCUUUGGCUUGGCUUCCAAUAUCCUCGGCUUGUUCCUUUUCCACGAUCACGGCCACAGCCACGGCGGACACGGCCACUCUCACGGUCACGAUGAACUCGGUUCAGCCGAGGAGGGACACAGCCAUGCGGACCAUGCUGUCGAUGCUAUUGCGGAUGAGCGAGGAAAUGUCGUGGAUGUUUUGCCUGAGAGCAGAUUCGGGAACUGGCCCUCGAGCCAGGGUAUGAAGCGGUCAUCUAAGGACUCUGGCAAUUUUGGAGAAAAUUCGAGCGAGGGUACGGCCAGGCCUUCCUCUGGCGCAAGCCGCCAGGUCCGGCGUCACAGCCGGUCGAGGUCGAGGAGUGGCUAUGGCGGGUUCGGAGACCUACCCGUUCACCCAGCUUCCUUCAGGAACGAGAUCAUCAAUGCGGCGCGCAUGGAUUCCGUUGAAUCCGAGGAGUCUUCGGAUAGCGAUGGUAACGAAAAUGGCGCUGCCGAAGGUUCGGCCCCUACGGAGAACUCCCCACUCUUGCAAAAGAGCAACGUCAAGAGCUCGAUUAAGCGCAAGUCCAGCCACUCGCACAGCCACUCGCACGAUUUGCAUGGAGACCACAAGCACAACCAGCCCAAAGAUAGCGGAAACGGCGGUGGCCACGGUCAUUCUCACGAUCUCAACAUGCGCGGAGUAUUCCUCCAUGUCAUGGGUGAUGCUCUCGGAAACAUUGGCGUGAUUGCUUCUGCUCUCAUCAUCUGGCUUACGGACUUCUCGUGGCGUUUCUACUCGGAUCCCCUCAUCUCCUUGAUCAUUACCGUCAUCAUCCUGUGCUCGGCUAUCCCGCUGUGCAAAGCGGCUUCCCGCAUCCUGCUCCAGGCUGCGCCGACCAGCAUCAAUGUUGAAGAUAUCGAGAGCGACAUUCUUGACCUUCCUGGUAUCAUCAGCUGCCACCACCUCCACGUGUGGCAGCUCAGUGACACCAAGCUGGUUGCUUCUCUACAUGUGCAGGUUGCUCACGACUUCAAGGGUCAAGGGUCCGCGCGCUACAUGGAGCUUGCGCGUGCUAUCCGGAGAUGCCUGCACGCAUAUGGCAUCCACUCGUCCACUAUCCAGCCCGAGUUCUGCCUCAACGAAGGACACAACCACAACGCCUCUGAUCACAGCGACAACAGCUCCUGCGACGGCGACCCGAACUCGAGGAGCACCACGGUCAGCAAGAAGCUCAGCAAGAAAGCAAGCAAGCCUGGAAGUCUCCGCAGCGAGGCGGAGACGUGCUUGCUCGCUUGUGGGGAUGCUUGCGGUGACGGUACUCAGUGCUGCCCCCCCAAACCCACCGAGGAAACCGAUGGCGACGACCACCACCACUAA